CAAACCCUGGAUGGGGGGUUUUUUUUUUCAACCCAGAAUCAUUUCAACUCCACCAGAAAACCAACAGUGAUCACCGCCCAUCGCCGAGAUCUAGGCAUUCAUAAAGACGAAAGAGGUUCAGCGUCAAUCCGAUCGAAACCACAUAACACAAGCCGUGAAGAAGGGAUAUCUUACAUGAACCAUGUCUGCCCCGACAUCCCUCCGCAAAUCCGCCGGCCCCGUUGCCUCCUCCUCUGAUGUCCCGGUCGCCGAGGUCGCCGAGGUCGCCCGAGAGGAGGAAUUUGCGCUGGAAGGCAUGAAUGAACUCCCGGAGGGGGCGAAUGCGCUCCAGCCGGCGAGCGCAGCGGGAGAGCACGGGAUGGAGAUUGACGAGGAGAACAAGCCGCAUUUUGCACCCGUACAGAAUACCGAUCCGGCGAUGCACAUUCAAACGCGCAAGAUUCCCAUCCCGCCCCACAGAUUCGCGCCCCUGAAGAGCGCGUGGCCCAAGAUCUACCCGCCGCUGGUUGAACACCUCAAGUUGCAAGUGCGCAUGAACGUCAAGCAGCGCCGCGUGGAGCUCCGCACGUCGAAACACACGACGGACAGCGGCGCCAUCCAGAAGGGAGAGGACUUCGUGCGCGCCUUCUCUCUCGGCUUCGACGUCGACGAUGCCAUCGCCCUGCUCCGCCUCGACGACCUUUACAUAGAGACCUUCGAGGUCAAGGACGUCAAGACUCUGACCGGCGACCACCUCGCCCGCGCCAUCGGCCGUAUCGCCGGAAAGGACGGCAAGACCAAGUUCGCUAUCGAGAACGCCUCGCGCACUCGGGUCGUGCUAGCUGAUUCUAAGAUCCACAUUCUCGGAGGGUUCAAAAACAUUCACAUAGCGCGCGAAUCCAUCGUGAGCCUGAUAUUGGGGAAGCCUCCCGGUAAGGUAUACAACAACCUGCGGACGGUGGCUACGAGGAUGAAGGAGAGGUUUUAGCCCAGCCCUGGCCAAUGCUACGUUACGUCUUCUGGAAAAGGAACUACGGCGCUUAGGAGUUGAAACGGGGAGUUUUGUUUUCUUUUUUUCCACAGAGAUAUCGUAAGUUCUAAGGCGUACAAGCGGCCAAGCGGCGUCAUUGUAGGCCGCUAAUAAACUAGCCUUUGUCACGUUAGAGCAUCUGACGAGCAUCAUAGCAUUCGGCGCAUUGAAGGCAGGUAUUAGUUGCGUAGUUGGGUAUUGCUGUUAGGCAUCUGGUAAUAGGCAGCCGUCAAGCUCGUGGCCUGCAUUGACUUGCCCAGCGUCUUGUCGUGUUGGUAGCAGAUGCCUGCUUGGUUCGGGUCCCAGCCUGCUCCGUUGUCAGGAGGAGUUCCCGGCUCCCCUCCCCUCCCCCCACUAUAAACCAAUCCGUCGUCGUCCUCCUUCUCUUCUUCCAACUCAAUCCUGCAAACUCCAACCACACGACAACGGCUACCCACAACCCUAGGCCGGUUACCGACGCGCACGCAUGUCGAAUUCCCUCUGCCCUUCUUCCCAAGCAUUCGCCGGAUGAACGGCCCAACGUGCCGCCGGCUGCCUUCGCUGCUAGCCAGCCGCGCUGGCGGCCGCCACGUGACGGCGACGACAGGGGGAGGUUGCCGAGCGCAGCACUCGCGCGCGCGCU
Molecule: messenger RNA, 1631 nt
Organism: Durotheca rogersii
Lineage: Eukaryota; Fungi; Ascomycota; Sordariomycetes; Xylariales; Xylariaceae
Product: eukaryotic type KH-domain (KH-domain type I)
Exons: 4
Coding region: 182-967 (261 amino acids)
Cellular component (GO): nucleolus
Molecular function (GO): RNA binding
Source: RefSeq, a predicted model, not a curated record